AUGGGCAAAGUACAACCCAAAAAGCGCAACAGCUCCUCCGCUGGAUCGCCAUAUACGAAAAACAUGCCGAGCGGGUCCCUCAAGAAGAAUCCAAUCUUCAAAUUCAACACCGAUAUUGGCCAACAUAUACUCAAAAACCCCGGUAUUGCAGACGCCAUUGUCGACAAGGCGAAUAUCAAAGAACAUGAAGUCGUCGGUCCUGGAACGGGUGUUCUAACACGGCGUAUCCUUGCAAAAGCCAAGUCGUGCACGGCGAUUGAGUUGGAUCCGCGUAUGGCCGCUGAACUUACGAAGAUGGUUCAGGGGACGCCGAUGCAGAAGAAACUCAGGAUUAUUCUUGGUGAUUUCAUUAAAGUUGAUCUCAAGGAAAUUGGGCAUUUUGAUGUGUUUAUAUCCAAUACGCCGUAUCAGAUUUCUUCGCCGCUUGUGUUUAAACUCCUUGCUAUGCCGCGUCCGCCGCGGGUGUCGGUAUUAAUGGUGCAACGAGAGUUCGCACAGCGUUUGAUUGCCAGACCUGGCGAUGCCAUGUAUAGUCGUCUAAGUGUCAAUGCACAAUUCCACGCAAUCUGCAGCCAUAUCUUAAAGGUUGGCAAAAACAACUUUUCGCCACCGCCCCAGGUCGAGUCCAGUGUCGUCAAAAUCGAGCCUCGACCUGACCGGCCCGACAUCUCUUGGGAAGAACUAGACGGCAUGCUACGCAUUUGCUUUAACCGUAAAAACAAGACUCUGCGCUCAAGUUUCUUUGUGAAGCAAGUACGAGAACUCAUCGAGCGGAAUUGGGUGACGUGGGCAUCCAUGUUCCCUGAUCAGGUGAAGAAGGAAGAUAUGGAUUUUUUGCAGGGGAUCGGAGGCGCCGAAGUUCUUGAUGUGUCGAUGGAGGUUGAUGGCGAGGAAGACGACAAUAACCAAACCCUUCAACUAGAGGGUGAUGAUGAUGACAUGAUGCAGGACAUGCAAGACAUGAUUUUUGGCACAUCAACCUCGGAAAAAACGACAAAGAAAGAUGCGCCAAAACUAUCCGGAAAGACAAUAUCAAUCAACGGCAUCAGCGUCGACAGAGGCCGAUUGAUACAACUCAUUCAAAUCAAGAUUCAGCGCGCAUUAGACAAGUUUGGAUUGUCGGAUAAGCGGAGUCAGAAAUGUGAUGAGACGGCGUUUUUGCAAUUGUUGCAUGCAUUCAACCAAGAAGGCAUUCGGUUUUCCUAG
Molecule: messenger RNA, 1206 nt
Organism: Talaromyces marneffei
Lineage: Eukaryota; Fungi; Ascomycota; Eurotiomycetes; Eurotiales; Trichocomaceae
Exons: 7
Coding region: 1-1206 (401 amino acids)
Biological process (GO): rRNA methylation
Cellular component (GO): mitochondrial matrix
Molecular function (GO): rRNA (adenine-N6,N6-)-dimethyltransferase activity
Source: RefSeq, a predicted model, not a curated record